GUAAAUUCUGUAUAUUUGAGAAUGUCUAUCGAAAUGAGGAAGUUUACAAAACUGAUUGACAAUUAUGGUAGAAUUCAUGAUUAUUUACGUAUAUCAUUAACGGGAAAAUGUAAUUUAAAUUGUUCAUAUUGUAUGCCAAAUAAAUCGUUUCAAAAUAAUAAUCAAAUCAUAUUAUCCAAUAUAAUAACAUCUAAUGAAAUAUUAUUUCUUGCUAAUUAUUUUUGUUAUCGUGGUAUAAGAAAAAUUCGUUUAACCGGUGGUGAACCAUUAUUACGAUCAGAUCUACAACAAAUUAUAAGUUUGAAAUAAAUUACAGUUAUCUGUUUAUUACCCUUUUUUCUUUUUAAAAAUAAUAAUAAUAAUAAUAAAAGAAGAUUUGAAUGAUUUAAAAUGUCAACAUAAACAUUUCAAUGAAAUAGCAAUGACUACAAAUGGAGUGAAAUUUAAGAAAUAUGCUGAAAAUUUAUUAUUAGCUGGUUUAAAUUCAGUGAAUAUCAGUUUAGAUAGUUUAAAAUCAGAAAGAAUUUUAAAAUUAACAGGACAAUCUACAUUUAAACAUUCAAUGGCAGCUAUAAUUAAAGCGAUUGAAGUGGGAUUUAAAAGGAUUAAGGUUAAUUGCGUAGUUAUGAAAAAUUUCAAUGAAGAUGAAUUAUGCGAUUUUGUUGAACUGACACGGUAUUUACCUAUUGAAGUACGAUUCAUUGAAUAUAUGCCAUUUUCUGGUAACAAUUGGGAACUAUCAAAAUUAUUCUCAUAUAAACAAAUGUUAAAUAUUAUACAAAAUUCUUAUCCAAAUUUAAUUUGUUUAAAUGAAAAAUCAUUUGAUGUAACAAAAGUAAGCAUAAUAUAAAAUACUUUUGUUUAACAUAUAAAACUAUUUUAAUAAUAUGACCCUCAUUUAGUUCGAGUUAGUAGGUGGACAUUCUCAUGGUCACUUUACUAUUUCAUCUACACAUUCGAUAUUUCAUGGCAUAGUGUUAUAAUGAACUUGUGGUGAACCAAAAAUUCAUGUGUUAAUAUAUUAAACACAAAUUAUUACACACAAGAAAAAUAUUCAGGAUGUUACUUGAAUUGUCAGGGAUUGACGUAUUCAAGUUUCUUUUGAUCUGGUAAUCCACAAUUAUACUUAGCGUUACCCCUCCUCCUCCUCAGUGGAACCUAGGCCGCCGACCAGUAUUCUCCGCCUGAUGCCCCUCUAAGGCUACUGCUGGUCCCAAGCCCGGUCAAAGGAAGAGGGUUGAGCAUGGGGUUAGCGGGCCCAUCCUGUAGAAAAAUAACUUGCUUAAAAACGCUAACCAGAAAAAAUAAUUCAGUCCACAAUUAUAAGUAGUUAAUAAUUCCAAUUAUAAUUGUUAUAGUUCGAGAUGUAUAUCCAGAUAAAGUAUAUAAUGAGAAUAUCACUGUGAUAUGUAAACGUAGAUAGCAAAUGUAUUAAAGUUCUGAUAUCAUAACGGCGGGUAAUUGAGAACAAGAAGCAUAUGUGUAUAGCAGUUUAUUUGUGAGCGAUAAUCAGUGUGCCAUGCUAUGGGGGAUUCAAAAACGAAAUGGAAAAAACUAUGCAGAUGAUGAAUAUCUCGAACUCUACGCAUCCGAUAAACAAAGUGGCUGACUUAAUCGACGAGCAAUUCAAAUGACACAAUCUCUAAUAUGACAUAUUCAGCGAAGCCAGUAAAGCAGCGAUAUGGACAUGCUCAAUUCGUAUUGUCUUAUCGGUAAUUUGUCCUCGUGUCAACACUAGUCACUCGUCUAUUUGGCAGAUCAUUCCAUUAUGAUUAUAAUAAUUACCAUAUUCUUAUUAUCACAAUAGUGUGAUAUCAUCACCUAGCGUGGAAUUAUUAUUGCUGUUUGUGUUGAUAUUAAAUUAUAACAUUUACACAGUUAUAUUACUCACCCAUAAAAUUAUAAUUUUAUGAACAUUCUAUUCUCGCAUUUGACUUAUUUAAUUCAUUUAUUCACUAACUCGAGUAAAGUAGAUGAUUAUAUGCGUGGGUAGCCGGGAUGUAUAUUUCAGUAACAGUCAUUCAUACGGUCGGCGAGACUAUAAUUUAUGAACGAACUGAUCAGAUUUAGGAUAACAGGUGUUGGAUUUCGGCACGAUUUUCAUCCAUCUACUUGGUUAAAUAGUGUUUCGGUAUUUUAGCUGAUGUCAGUUCGUGAUAAAAACCCUGAAUCUAGUUCCUAACCCUAAUUAUCAAACGUAAAUUAUAGUUAUAAUUCCUCACACAGAUUUAUAACUCUCAUUUAGUUCUAGUUAGUAGGUGGACAUUCUCAAGGUCACUUUAGCGUUGCUCAAAGGUCGUCCAUAAAUUACAGUCUAACCAUACGAUCCAAUUGGAUUCAGAUGAAGGGCUACUAAACACUACACACUAUUAAUUCUGAUGAAUAAUCGAUUAUUUGAUUACAAGAAAAUGUAUAUACUAUAUUUUUCGAUUACUUUACAUAAUCAGUAGCUUUGUGCGGUCUUAAAGAAAGAUUAUGAGCUUAAGGAAUAAAUCAUUGGGAUAAAAUGAGAUCAUAAAGAGGUGUUAUUUAUUUUAUUUAUGUAUAUAGUAAGCCUAAAACUUGAAUAAGAAAAUAAAAAGUGGAACAGAUUGAUCUAGCGCUUGCUUAACAAUUCAUAAGCUCACUUCUAUUUGAAGUGAACUUUGAUAAUGCUGUUCAGAUUGAAGAUGAACGCUUCAUUAUUAAAUCAUCCAGCUUUAAAAACUCAAUAUCACCCAAAGGUAUGUGUUUUCAAAAUGAUCUAAAAUAUAGGGUGAUAUUCACUGGAUUGUAAAUUCAUAAAAGUCAGCUCAAGUAAACUUUCUAGUUCAAAAGACUUAACUUCAAUGAAGGUUUUCACUGUAACUAGAAAUCUUCUCCAACACUACCAAUAGCACUGGACAUAGAUCGAAUAGAGUACCAUACUAUUAUGUAUAAAGAUAAGCCAUCAUGAUGAUGAGUCGUAGAUUUUAUGCUCCCGACUCAAAUAAUUUUUUGCAUCCUACAAGUAAAUGAUCUUCAAAAUCAGAAUUUAUAUUUAUGUCGGAAGAUGAAGUGAAUAGAAGACAUUGAAGACAUUAAGAACAAUUCAUUCUCGUGUUUACUUAUUAAUAGUUCAACAAAAACCAUAUGAAUACGUUAAUAGGUAUAAAACAUUGCAUUCAUUCUAGUUUAUUAUAUGAACAGUCUAUUUAAUCGUAACAGUUUAAUUACCAAAUAAUAGUUUUUAUUAUCAAGAUUUAACCUUACCAAAGAAGAGCUAAGAAUCACCAUAAGGCUUUUCAAACCAAAAAACCGUAACAUAGAUGAUCUAUUGGUCUACAUCCUAUACCUAACUACUUCACUGGAUAAGAAAGUCUGUCAUGUAUGCUUUAAAGAUUUAUUGAACUAGAAUAUCGGAUAGUGAUAUAAAGUAUACAAUUAUAUACUAAUGUUUAUAGGUGAAAUAUGAAAAAACAUAUUUUUAAUAUAAUGACCUACUUACUGAUCGUUGAGUUCCAUGAUAGAAAACAAUUUCCCUGUUAAUAUUCUCUGAUUUACUUCUUAAUAUUUUCAUUUUCGCAAAGCUUUUUCAAGUAUCAGGAUGGUUAGGUAAGAUUGGUUUCAUCACUUCAAUGACUGAGAAUUUUUGUGCCGGAUGUUCACGUUUACGUAUUACAGCUGAUGGAAAUCUUAAAAUUUGUUUACAUGAUAAUUAUGAAGUGAGUUUAGUGGAAAUAUUACGCAACAAAAUGAAUUCACAUGUAAUUGAUGAUUGGUUUGCUGAUAAGCCUAAUUAUAAUUUAAAACAAUCUAAGCAAUUAAAUAAAAUCUAUGAUCAACUUGAUGAGAUUGUCGAUCAAGCUUUAACUAAAAAGUCUGCUAGUCACAAAGGUAAAUAUAGUUUUAAAGAAUAAACUAAUACAUAAUUCUAUUUCCAUUUAUAAACGUUUCACUAUUAAUUUAGACAUUAUUUUCAGAGUCGGUCCGUUUUUUUAUAUUCUGGUAACAAGAUAAACUAGAAGAAAGCGAUAAAUCUAAUUAUAGCACACGAUUUAGUUCAUUGGAUUUUUCUGUAAUUCUUCUGAAUUGAUAUCUGAUCAUCCACCAAGUAGGUAUGAUACCAUGAGAAUUGUAAAGCAGGAGAUCUCUGUAAUAUGAACUACAAACACUCUGAUUACCGUAAUUCAUUGUAUGAUAAUAUGUAAGUGAAGUACAAGUUCAAAUGUCGUUUGUUUUCUAGUGAAAACCUUGUUUUGAAAAUGUCAAGUUAAGAUGAUCAAAUUAAAACGCUAUGAACGAUAAAAUGAUUUGACACGGAAACUUUACUAAACAUCUCAAAUAAUUUAUGACAUAUUAAGUUAUAGAUUGUAAUUAAGUGAUUGCUUUUGUUUAUGCUAGAUAGCUCGGAAUCAACUAGACGAUUUGCACUAUGCAGAUGACUUGGCUCUUCUAUCCCAUACACACCAACAUAUUCUGAUGAAGACAAAUAGUGCAGAAGUAGGCCUCAACAUACAGCAAGGAAAAAAGGGAGAUCCUCAAAUUCAACACGGAUAACACUAAACCAAUCACACUUGAUGGAGAAACUUUGAAAGAGGUGGAAACUUUCACGUACCUGGGAAGCAUCAUCGAUGAACAAGGAAGAUCGGUUGCAGACAGAAGUGUAAGAAUUGGCAAAGUAUAGACAUUAUUCCUACAAUUGAAAAAAAUAUGGAACUGAAAACAACUGUCAAGUAAUAUCAAAGUCACAAUCUCCAAUACGAACAUCAAGACAGUCCUAAUGUAUGGACCUCGAUCCAAUCGUCUAACCAAUCAACAUCGUGGUCUACAGGACAAACUAUGAACCAUAUAUAGAGAAAUUCGAACGCUUCACUUUUGUCUGAAGUUUGUGCUGAUGAUAUCGUUCAGAAGAACAAUGUAAGCUCCGCGAUCAAACCGUCCAGCUCAGAGAACAAAACUCUAUCCAAAUCAUCCACCUGAGCUAAAAAUCUCCAUUCAAACUUGAUAUUCGCUUAAAUAACACAAAGUAAUCGCUUUAUUUUACUAAAUUAUCCCCGACAUUAAAAGACUAAUCCUAUUUUUUCCCCUUCAUGGAACUAAAAUACUAUUUGGAUUGAUUAUAAAAUUGAAUAAACCAUUUUACUAAGUUAACUGUAAUUUAUUGAUUUAAUGACUAUAAUUUUAUCUUCACUUAUUUUCUUUAAAAAAAGUUGGUUAUUUCUUCUAUUCUAUUUUUAAAUGAACUAUAGGUGCUAUUCAACUUGCAUCAAGUGUAAAUCGUUCAAUGGUUCAAAUUGGCGGUUGAACAAAUUUCAAUAAUCCUAUCAAUUUAUAUAGAUGAAUUUUGAAUUAGGAUAGAAUAAUUUAUUAUGUAAAUAUAUUUAAAUAAAUAUUGAUUGAAUAAUUAUACACUUUUAUUUUUGAUGUUGUAUGUUUUCUUGUAAAACUAUAUGUAUGUGUUGUUACUUAAGAAUAAUAUAAGUUAAUGGUAGUCUUAAUGUAGUUAAGCCAUAUCUUGAUAGGAACUUAUAAUUCAAUUGGUCAUUAAUUUUAGUUAUGUGGACAAAUGUAAAUUUAUUGGAUAAGACAUUUUAGAUAUUUGAAGUUGUUAGUAGAAAAUUAUUUAUUUGAUUGAGAUCAUGAACCGAUUGAUGUUAGACCACCUUUUGAAACCUGGAAGCACUGGACGGCCGUUUCGUCCUAUUGUGGGACUCCUCAGCAGUGCGCAUGCACGAUCCCGCUCGCGGGAUUCGAACCCAGGACCUUCGAUCUCGCUCACGAACGCUUAACCUACUGGACCACUGAGUCGGCAUUCAAUGGUGAUAGUGUCUAACAUCAACCAAUCCACAAAUUUGCGCGACCAACUUCCAUUGUACUGAGGUAGAUACCUGUCUCUACCCGACAUGGAUUAGCUCUACUAGUCGCGGCUUCUCACUAGAACUCCGAGAAUUCCCUCACGAAGCUAGUCACUAGUGAGCACAUGUUGAUUACUAGUAUAAGGGUUGUGGAGAUUAUUAAGUUUUUGAUUGAGAUCGGUUCAUGAUCUCAGUCAAAAACUUAGUAAUCUCCACAACCCCUAUACUAGUAAUUAUUUAUUUAUCGACUGAAUUAGAUGUAAUUUUCAUAAGUCACAUGUUGCAUUGAUAUUUAAUGUUGAGUCAGUAUAUGAGUAGGGUAUGAGAUAACUAUCUGUUCAGUCAUAGACUAGGAUUCAUGUUGAUACGAUUUAGAUUAGUUUGACUACGUAGAAAUACAAAUCGUAUUAUAGAUACUAUUUGAUUUAACUUCUCAAAGUAUUUAAUCUUUUUCCUUAGUUCAAUUAAUUUGACCAAAUACUAUAUUUAUUAAAUUCAUUUUGUAUUGUUUAUUUAAAUCAUCCCAUUGAUAUUUAGGACUGCGAUUGACCAGUCUCUUAUUGGUAUAUGUGCAUCCGGUGCGAAUUGCCUCGAUAUCCCCUUAAGUCACAAGCAUUAUAAGCAAAGAUGGAUGGUGGCUAGCAGUGGAAUCCAGGCAAUAUUGUGACAAUCCUAACAGGAUACACAUAUGCCAAUAAGAGACUGAUCAAUCACAGUCCUAAACAUCAAUAGGGAGAUUCCAACAAAUAAUGCAAAAUGUAUUUAAACUUCGCCGCAUUGCACAAGCAAGUGGCUACUAGUAUUCAAUAGCUAAUUGGAUAACGCGAUGAACAUCAUCGAUGAACAAAGAAGAUCGGUUGCAGACAGAAGUGUAAGAAUUGGCAAAGUAUGGACAUUAUUCCUACAAUUGAAAAAAAUAUGGAACUGAAAACAACUGUCAACCAAUAUCAAAGUCACAAUCUUCAAUACGAACAUCAAGACAGUCCUAAUGUACGGAGUUGAAACAUGCAGAACUACUACAAUCAUUAUCAAGAAGGUACAAUUAUUUAUAAGUAGUUGUCUAUGUACGAUACUGAACAUCCAUUGGCCGGAUACCAUGAGCAACAGCCUCCCAGCUGAAGAGGAAAUUAGGAAAAGACGAUGGAAAUGGAUAGGACAUACAUUACGAAAAUCACCAAACUGCAUCACGAGGCAAGCCCUAACUUGGGAUGCUGAAGGGAAGUGGAGAAGAGGAAGGUCAAAGAACACAUUACGUCUAGAAAUAGAAGCAGAUAUGAAAAGGAUGAAUAACAACUGGAAAGAGCUGGAAAGGAUUGCCCAGAACAGGUUUGUAUUAAGGAUGCUAGUGAGCGGCCUAUGUUCCUUCACAAGGAGUAACAGGCAUAAACAUCUUGUUAUAUUAAUAUAGUUUGAUAACUUGAAUCAAAUCAUCUUAAUCCCCAUUCUGUAGAUUAAUUUAUAACUGACUAAAUCAUUGUUUUGUUUCAAUUGAUAACUAAUCUAAUCAUCGUUUUUCUUUGGAUUAUCAGAAUUAGACAAUGAAUAAUAUCAAAUUACCAUAGAUUAUGAAUUUAUCACAAUUUAUUAUGAAAAUAAACAAGAAAUAAAAAAUAAAAAACAAAUCAAGUAAAUGUAUCAAUAAUUCAAUAGUGAUUAUUUAUUCACAAAUAGUGAUGCUGAGGGGGGGGGUAGAUGGUUACUAAUUAUAAAAAAAUAUACAUAAAUUAUAUUGAAAAUUUAUUCAUUUACAAAGCCAAAUCAAAGUCAAAUGUUAAUUCUUUCUUUUUUGUGUGUGUAUGUUUUAUUUUCAAUAAUGAAUAGUACUUUAAUAAAUGAAAUACUCUUAUUUUGUAUAUUUGUUAUCGAAGAGAUGAAUUAUAUACAGAUUAUAGUGAAUGAUUCAUGUGGAAACAUAUUCAUAAUGAAAUUAAACGGAAGUAGAUCUCAGAAUAGUAAUAUUUCUCGAGGUUACUUACUUACUUACGCCUGUUACUCCUCGUGAAGGAACAUAGGCCGCUCACCAGCAUUCUCCAUCCAACCAUGUCCUGGGCAAUCCUUUCUAGCUCCGUCCAGUUGUAAUUCAUCCUUUUCAUAUCUGCUACUAUUAUCCGACGCAAUGUGUUCUUUGGCCUUCCUCUUUUUCGCUUCCCUUCAGGAUUCCAAGUUAGGGCUUGCCUCGUGGUGCAGUUUGGUGAUUUUCGUAAUGUAUGUCCUAUCCAUUUCCAUCGUCUUUUCCUAAUUUCCUCUUCUCAAGAUUACUGUAAAUAUUGAAGAGGAAGAAUGUAUUUGUAAAAUCUCAGUGAAUGAAUUUGAAGUAAAUCUAACGUUUCACCUAGCAAUCUGGUUCAAGCUUUUUCAAAGAAAUACAAUCAAACAUCAAAAUUAUUGAAAUGUUAAAUACGUAUAUGGUUCUCCGAUUCACUGUAUACUGAAUAGGUCAUUCAAACAACGUUAACAAUAUUUAAAGUAGGUAUUUGCAUUAUUGUGUAAGAUAUAUGUGGUGUGAAACGAGAUUUUACAAAUACAUUCUUCCUCUUGAAUAUCUCACAUCAACUCGGUACCAAAAUACUGUGAAACCAUUCUAUUAAGUUUAGACGAAAGUUCUUAUUUGUUACUCCAAGCACUUUAUAAUUAAUAACUGAUAAAAUGUUGAUUAGAAACCUUAUCACGAUAAUCAUUUUCUUUCUGAAAAGCUUAACAAUUUUUUGUCAGUCUAAGUGAUUUUAAAUAAUUUGAUGUAGCCAUGACAACUAAGAUGGUUUAAGUUCUGAUAAAGCUAUACUUAGUGAAUACUUUUCGAUAAAGAUCCCUUAUAUCAAGAUUAAUCAUAACCUUUGGUUUAAAUAUAGACAAUGAUAGUUGACGGAUACGCUUUAGUAUUGCAUAAUCAAAGCAAUGUAGACCAGUGUAUUCCAAGUCACUGUUCUAUAGGUAACCUUCCUGCAAUCAGGUCAGCGGGUUCUAACUUCGAUAACUAAAGAAGUCAUAGGUGCUCUAUGCUACGAAGUGCUAUACUACAAUGAAACGACUGUUAACUGUUGCUUAAUUUUUAACCUAUGGUGAUAACCAUCUUCAAAACAGAAACUAUGUCCAUUUACCUAACUUUUAUCAAAGCAGUUAGUAGAUUUUCAUUCAAUAUUUCUUUACAUUUCGAAUAUGAUAAGAUUUUCAAUGCUUUUGAAUAUUUAAGGGACUAUUCUUUGUUGUUUUUAGAAAAUUUAAAUCGUUUCUCUUACAUAAUCAUCAAUUUUAUCUCAAGGAACCACAGAAAACUUCGUGUAAUCAGUAUAUACAUAUAUGCUUUUCUUUUCUAACGCAUAAAUAUGAGUCAUCACACUUUGAUCAAUUGUUUUAAACGUGUAAUUGAACCAAAUUUUUCAAACAGUCUAAAGAAAUCAUCAACACGAUCAAGUAUGACAACAGAACAACAAAAUCCAAUUGAAAUUGGUGAUGUAAUAACUCGUUCACCAAAAAUGAUUGAUAUUACAUCUAAAAUUGUAAAACAAUUCAAUGGAAAUAAUCAUAAACAAAAUAGUAUGAUAACAAUUAGAUCAGCAAAAGCAGAAGUAUUUAUAUGUAUUGAUGAUUAUAUAAAGCAAUUUAUCCAUAAUCAAUAUAUGAUUACAGAUACUAAUUCAGAUAAGAUUAUUCAUGAUAAUAAUGAAAAUAAUAUUGAUGAUAAUAAUCAUACAGAUGAAUUAUAUGAACUUUUAACACCAAAAGGUGAUGUAUUUACAGUGGCACGUUUAGCUGGAAUACAAGCUGCUAAACAAACUUCUAAUAUUAUACCAUUAUGUCAUCAAGUGCCCUUAUCACAUAUUUCAGUCGAUAUUGGUUACAGAUUAGGUAAAAUUCAUAUACAAUCACAAGUAAAAGCAGUUGGUCAGUCUACCGGUGUAGAAAUGGAAGCAUUAACAGCUGUUUCUGUUGCUGCAUUAACAGUUUAUGAUAUGCUAAAACCGUUGCAAAAAGGACCAAUUAUUAUUGAAAAAAUUGAACUAUUAGAAAAACUUGGUGGGUCGAAAGGUUCCUACUUAAAACUUGGUGCAUCGAAGUAAAGAAAAUAAUUUAAUUAUUCAGCUUUGCUUAGAAUCCGAUUAUGUCUACAG
This is a messenger RNA of Schistosoma haematobium, 9925 nucleotides long. RefSeq names its product Molybdenum cofactor synthesis protein 1, variant 2. Gene Ontology annotation, biological process: Mo-molybdopterin cofactor biosynthetic process. Gene Ontology annotation, molecular function: cyclic pyranopterin monophosphate synthase activity; GTP 3',8'-cyclase activity; 4 iron, 4 sulfur cluster binding. The transcript is spliced from 6 exons. The coding region runs from base 9140 to 9874 and encodes 244 amino acids. NCBI's taxonomy places the organism in Eukaryota, Metazoa, Platyhelminthes, Trematoda, Strigeidida, Schistosomatidae. The record is from RefSeq and is a predicted model, not a curated record.